AUGGGGGAUUUAACAAAGACAAACCCUCAGCUAACCCCUGUGGAGAGCCUUAGGGCAGCCAUCCUCAUAGAAGAGGCCCUGAAACAGCUCUCCUUUGUAGGCAAACUGUCGAAGGAACAGAGGGCAAACAAAGACAGCAAAUUCGCGGCGUAUAGAGGUGAUGAGAUCAUCCGCAUCAUAGACGAGCAGCAGGAACUGCAGCAGCAGCAGCUGCAGCUAAUUCAAGAGACAGAGCAUCUGCAGGGCCUCAGCAACAAACAAGAGUAUAAGAAUUCAGAGGCGAAGCUGCAGCAAAUAUCUUCUCGGUUAAAAGAAACAAACAAAGAGCUAUGCAAAAACUUAAGACAAAACCCUAACUUGCAGGCGAAUCUAAUGAAGCUGCAGCGAGAGCGCCAGCGACUUGAAGAGUGGCUGACUCAAACUGCUGCUGAGCUGCGCUCUUCUUUUUCUUUCAAAGUUCUCCUCGCAAACAUUGCACAAGAAAGACAAUCGCAGGAAAGACUUAAUGAGGCGCGUCGGCGCAACCGGGAGGUGCAGCAGGCUGUGGAGUUGUUAGAGUCUGAGUUAAAGAAAGAAGCAGCAGAGUUUGCUGCGCUGCAGCGCUCUGCUGCUGCUGAAGCAACAGGAAUAAAAGAGAAGACACAAAAGUUUGCGAGACAAGCUUCAAUAAAAAUUGCAUAUAAAGAAACAGCUUUAGCAGAACAGCUGCACGGAGCUCUGCUGCUGCAGCAGCAGCAGGAGCUGCAGCAGCAAAAAGAAAUCGAACAAACAAAACAAAUCAUAGACAGGGAUGCCUUUGUGCAAGAAAAAACCCUAGAGUUCUUACAAACAAAUAUCAAACAGGCAUAA
This is a messenger RNA of Eimeria acervulina, 849 nucleotides long. RefSeq lists its product as hypothetical. Gene Ontology annotation, biological process: cilium organization. Gene Ontology annotation, cellular component: motile cilium; cytoplasm. The record is from RefSeq and is a predicted model, not a curated record. The transcript is spliced from 4 exons. The coding region runs from base 1 to 849 and encodes 282 amino acids. Lineage: Eukaryota; Apicomplexa; Conoidasida; Eucoccidiorida; Eimeriidae.